AUGAACCUUUCUAUUUUUUUAAUUAUUACUUUCAUAGUUGUAAAGGGGAAUAUAAUCACGUUACCCUUAUAUGGAAAUGUAUACAAAUAUGGUUAUUACUUUAUUAAAAUUAGCGUGGGAUUGCCACUUAGACAGCAGCAGACACUUAUUGUAGAUACAGGAAGUUCUCUAACUGGAUUUGCAUGUGUAGAUUGUAUUAACUGUGGAACCCAUGAAAAUGAACCAUUCAAUAUCAAUUUGUCGACGACUAGUAAUAUUAUUGAAUGCAAAAAAGAUAGUAUUUUAAUAAAUGAAAAAGAUAUCAAAAAUAAAGAUAAUUAUGUUAGAACCAAUAAGAAUUACCAAAAUUACAUCCAGAAUUUUUUGGAAAAUAAAUGUAUUUACGAUAUUAAAUAUUCAGAAGGAAGCCAUAUAUUUGGAUACUUUUUUGAAGAUUUUGUCGAAUUUGAAAACGGAUUAUCAUCUAAAUUAGGAAUUAAAAGAAAAUUUGAUGAAAAAUUUGUUUUUGGCUGCAAUAUAAUUGAAGAUAGCCUUUUCAAGCAUCAAAAAGCGUCUGGUAUAUUAGGGCUUGCUAACUAUAGUAACAUUGGAGGAAUGAAUCAAAUAAUUAACUUUAUUUUUCAAAGCAAUGAAGUAAGAGGAAUUUAUCCUGAGAAAAUUAUUUCAAUUUUUUUUGAGGCAAAUGGAGGAAAGUUAACUUUUGGAUCUACUUAUUUUGAUCAAAUUAAUAUUUGGGAUAAACAAUUCGAAAUUUAUAAUGUAACAAGGUGUGUUGAUGAUGAAAGAUACUGUGCUUAUAUAAGUAAAAUUGAAGUAGAUUCAGUUAUCCGUAAAGAAUAUACUGCAACAAAGGGAAAUACGUUUAAGGCUAUUUUCGAUACAGGAACUACAAUUUCAAUUUUCCCAGCUAAAUUAUUCAAAAAUAUUACAAGAAGUUUAUUUAAUACAGUUUCCAGAUACUAUCCAAAAAUUUCUGGAUAUGAUGAAAAAGACGGUCUUAUAUGUUGGAAAAUACUGAAUGAAAUUUCAAUUGAUAUAUUUCCCGAUAUUAAAGUUAUGUUUAAAAAUAAUCACAAUCAGUUUACAGAGCAAUUCGUAAUCAACUGGUCUCCAAAGUCAUAUUUGUACUUAAAUAAAAUUUUAGAAAGCAAUAGCAAAGUUUAUUGUUUAGGAAUAGCAAGUAAUAACUUGUUAAAUUUAAAAACACGAGAUUUGAAUAAUGGUGGGGAAAAUCCUUCAAAUAUUAAUGAAAUAGUUCUUGGUGCUACUUUUUUUAUUUACAAGGAAAUCACUUUUUUCUUAAGUGAAAAUAAAAUUAUGAUAAGAGAUAACUAUUCAAAUAUAAACAAUAAAAAUAAUAUUGUACCGAGUAUGAAUUUUUUCCGGAACAAAAAUAUCGGCUUAAAUUCAAAUGAAGGUCGAAAUUAUGAUGAAAGAAAAAUAAUUAAUAUUCACAAAAGAUAUAAAAAUAGCAAUAUAUUCACCAGAAGAGUAAUCAAAAGAUAUAAGGCUCUAAGAUACAAAAAUGAAUUUUGGGGAGUUUUAAUUUCUUUAUCUCUAAUAACAAUUGUUUUACUUUCAACUUUUACAAUUUACCAGAAGCUCUUGAGGAAAUUUAAGUUAUUCGAAGAAAAUAGUUUUAAUCUCAGGCAAUAUGUUAGUUUACAGUAUUAA
This is a messenger RNA of Cryptosporidium ubiquitum, 1674 nucleotides long. Its product is annotated as membrane associated aspartyl protease. Gene Ontology annotation, molecular function: aspartic-type endopeptidase activity. Bases 1 to 1674 code for a protein of 557 amino acids. The transcript has a single exon. The record is from RefSeq and is a predicted model, not a curated record. Gene Ontology annotation, biological process: proteolysis. NCBI's taxonomy places the organism in Eukaryota, Apicomplexa, Conoidasida, Eucoccidiorida, Cryptosporidiidae.